Molecule: messenger RNA, 1143 nt
Organism: Theobroma umbraticum
Lineage: Eukaryota; Viridiplantae; Streptophyta; Magnoliopsida; Malvales; Malvaceae
Source: RefSeq, a predicted model, not a curated record
AUGCUAUGAACAGUCUAUUUGUAGCAUAGUUGCAAUCGAGUCAAAUCUUUCAAUUGAUUUUAUGCUUAAAGAUAAGAAUAGAAUAGAUAGAUGGGAGUGUUUCACGCCCGUAAUAGUUACCAUCUCACCUUUGCUAGCUGGUGCAUUUGAUUUUGGUUUUACGCAAUUUCAUCCCAAUUAGCGGUACUGCAAUGUAAUGAUUCUAACUCAACUGCGCACCAUUAAUCAUAAGGCCCGUACCAAAUGAUUCUCGUAAUUACAUACAUUAUUAUCCUUUGGACGAUUAGCCUAUCUAUUAUUACUUCAGUAUAAAAAACAAAAGAAGUGCUGAGAAAUUCAUGAAUAACUAACAAAAGAAAAUGAGGAAAGUCGUAAGGUGGGAUUUGCUAUUUCUGCUGGCCGCAGAACUUCAAGAAAACGUGAAUUGAUCCGUCUGUGAAUCAAGUAAUCCUAUUCCUAUCAUCUCCGUGUUGGUGUGUAAUCACAUGAAGCAAGGCAGAUGGCAAAAGGUAAUUGGCAACAUUAAAUCCUUCAUUUUUGUCACCUUCCCGACCUAAGCCACAAUCCAUUACCCACUCUGAAAUGAAAUGGACGACACGACAUGGGAGCAAAAGCUCCAAGCUUUAACCCACAUCCUUACAAGCCCUACACCCUCACCGCCACUCCACUCGCAGUUCUUCAUCUCCUCACAAAUCCCAUGUUACCUCAACUGGGAUUACCCUCCGGUUCUCUGCAAUAAACCCAACACCGACACCUUCCCUUCUCUUCACCUGAAAUGGGGAUUCUCUCUUUUCCUCAAAAGGGUCUCAACAUUGGGUCUCCCUGAGACUUCCUGGAGGUCCAAGUGCCCUUACCAUCAGCCCCCGCCAUUGAUUCUGGCGAAAGGAGUGGAGGAGGCAAAGUGGGAUGAUGGGCAAAAGAGGGUGUACGUUAGGCAGAGGCUGAGAAGGAAACUCCGAGGAAGCGACGUUCAACCUUGGAUUCCAAUUUUGAUUCCCGAUUUGUUAUUGUUCUCUCUUUUGUUGUUCAAUCCGUUUCCUCUCAACGAUUCAUGAGAAAUUGUGUACGAGGCACUACUAAAUCCUUACGUUUAUCAACAAUUUUUCAGUUUAUUUGGUUGCUUGACGCUUAGUGACUUUCCAA